AUGGGCAUCACCGGCCUUUGGGAUGUAGUUCGGAAAAGGGCGUCAGCACGACAGGUUGAUUUGGCUGUUCUCAGUGCUGAAUGCAUCAAAGAAAACGGCCGACCGCUACGCUUGGCUGUUGACGUCUCCAAUGAUGUAUACAAAUAUUCGAAUGGAACUCAAGCUGCCAGGACCGCGGGUGGCAUGAACCACCCGACCCGCACUUUUUUCUUUCAUGUCCUCCAUUACAUGAUGGUUGGUGUACAACCUAUCUUUAUCUUCGACGGCCCCGAGAAGCCCCCGAUGAAGCGAGAUCGAUAUGUUCCUCGGCAACCCCCAUCAAACAUCCCCGUGCCUGUAGCAGUCGCAUCUUCACUUCGCAAUGCGGGAGACAUCGAGAAGGAAUUCACCUAUGGACACCUUGUUCGUCUAUACCGCCAGGUCCUAGACGUAUUGGGAGUACCUUGGCUGGAAGCACCUGGAGAGGCCGAGGCGGAGUGUGCCGCCUUGGAGAAGGCCGGAAUAGUCGAUGCAAUCUGCACGAAGGAUGGUGAUGCUUUGGCCUUCGGUGGGGUACACGUGCUCCUGCCUUGCAACAAAGACGUCCGAAAAGGCCGAACGAUCUUGCCUGUACAGACUUUCGAAGCGAAAUCUCCCUCAAGCGGCACCGAAGUAUUACCCAAAGACGAUCUGGUUCUGCUUGCCCUCAUGGCUGGGGGCGACUAUGACCAUGGAAUCCCUCAAUGUGGACCAGACCUCGCCAUGGCUGCCGCAGAGGCAGGAUAUGGGAAGGACUUGAUCAACUUGGCAAACUCGGGAGCUUAUGUCCCUUCGAAGCUCGUGGCUUGGAGAAACAAACUGAGAACAGAAGUCCAGAACGGCAGGUUUGGUAACAGGCACCGCCAUGUAGCGGAUCAUAUCCCGACUGAGUUCCCAGAGAUGAAGAUACUGAAUCUUUACAUCCGUCCGAAAGUAUCUUCAGAAGAAGAGCUUCAGCAGCUCAAACAGACAAUUUGCUGGCACCGCCAGAUCGACAUCCAGAAGCUGCAGGAUUUCACCAAGUUGCAUUUCGAUUGGAAGGGCCGCAACUUUGCCAAGAAGUUCAUCAACGCCCUGUGCUCACCUCUUCUGGCGCGCGCUUUGCUUCAUCACAGUGAGAUUGGGGAAGACGCAACGGGGCUCUUCACAGGCAUCAAGAAAAGAAGGGAAGCAGUGAGUAAUGAGUCACCCGACGAGCUUCGUCUCGAGUUCAUACCUGAGGACAUUGUCCAUAUCAAUUGGCAAGCAGAGCCUAUAAUGAUCGGGUACAACACUCAAUUUGACGAGAAAAAUCGCUAUGACCCAAGCGAUUCAUUCUGCGACUGGUUCCCAGCAUUUCUGAUUGAGAGUGGGGCGCCUAUUCAGUACGCCUCAUGGACGGAAUCUCUCGCAGUGAAGAAUGGCCAGAACAAGAAGCCCAGACCUGAACGGGACCCCUCACCACCUCCUGAGAGACUUACUUCUCCCAAAAAGAAAGCCAGUGGACGCCCUCGGAAAGUGCUUGACGGUCAGACAGCAGAGACUGAGGGUAGUGCACAACCUGGUUCUGGGAGAAAACGUGGACGACCAGCGAAAAAAUCUGCGUUAGAUGUAAUUGACGUGGGGCAACAGACAGGUUCGCGCACGGAGUACAACAUGGGUGCCGCCGCUUCGUCCUCCAUCAAUUCGACUCCGAGGAAGAGGUUGAAGGUUUUAGCACCAAUCAGUUUUCGGGCUAACGACGGAGUUGAGCAUGAACAGAAAUCUGUUGAUGUUCAAGCCCAGCCCGCAUCAACAUUUCCCACGAAUAAACGCUCUCUCGACCCUAUGCUGCCCCCUUUCAGCGAAGAUAGGAUCGAUGAUGACGUUGUCAUUCUGAGUUCCCGCGUCGUAAGCAAGGAUUCCCACGUGGAUCCUUCACAUCCCACAUCGCAGAAGGACAAAUCCGACGGCUCCCUUUCUGGCCCCACUACCGUAUCUGGCGAAAGCCAGGAAAAGAGCAACACCACUUCCUCAAAGCUCUCUGUCAUCAAAUCGAAGCCAAAGAGCAGUCGCGAAAGAAUGUUAAAUAAUAGCGCGUUUAUCAAGUGA
This is a messenger RNA of Lasiodiplodia theobromae, 2088 nucleotides long. RefSeq names its product Flap structure-specific endonuclease. Lineage: Eukaryota; Fungi; Ascomycota; Dothideomycetes; Botryosphaeriales; Botryosphaeriaceae. Bases 1 to 2088 code for a protein of 695 amino acids. The transcript has 3 exons. The record is from RefSeq and is a predicted model, not a curated record. Gene Ontology annotation, molecular function: 5'-flap endonuclease activity.